UGUGGCAGCUGACACAUGGAUAACUUGCUGAAACUGAGAGAGACAGGAAGGACAGUCACUAGUUUAAUCUUCGUGAACAUAUACUUCAAAUCUUUUUCAAAAAAAUUGUUUUCUAAUCUUUGGAGUCAUCAGAAAAAAGCACAGGAAGAUGGCCUUACCUGCUGCCUGUCUGUCUGAGGACCAGUUCACCUGCUCAAUCUGUCUGGAGGUGUUCAACAAUCCGGUCUCAACACCAUGUGGUCACAGUUUCUGCCAGUCCUGUAUCUGUUCCUACUGGGACCGAGGAGGGGGAGGACAGAGUGCAAAGUCUUAUCAGUGUCCCAUGUGCAAGGAGUCCUUCCAGAAGCGUCCAGAACUACAUAUCAAUCGAACUCUGAAGGAAAUUACUGAACAGUUCAAGCAGCUGGCCAGCUCUGGUUUGUCAUCAGCAGACAGUGCUGUGGUACGGGGGUCUCCUAACGCACAGCCUCACCCUAAUCUGCCUGCUCCUCCAAGACACGGGGACAUGCCCGAGAGUAUUUUUGUAGAGAUGGUGGCACGCUUUCAGCGGCUGAACCCUGCUGGGAUGCCACACGUCGGUUCUCCUGAACCUCAAAGCUACUUCUUUCAGACUCAAAACAACAGACUCCUUGAGCCACCACCACCACC
Molecule: messenger RNA, 648 nt
Organism: Austrofundulus limnaeus
Lineage: Eukaryota; Metazoa; Chordata; Actinopteri; Cyprinodontiformes; Rivulidae
Product: tripartite motif-containing protein 65
Molecular function (GO): zinc ion binding
Source: RefSeq, a predicted model, not a curated record